CAAAACAUUCCUAAUAUCCAGGAAGGACUUGGAUUUCGCCACUAUAAGUACCCCCCACCGUCUCUCUCAACCCCUUCAACUUCAUUCCUCUCUGUUUCGUCUUCUUAGAUAAACUCUGGGCCGGAAAGAUGACCAUUCUCGUCGAGCAGCCUGCAGAUCUUGGUGCGGAGACAGUGGAGAAGAAGGCGGGUUCUGAUGACAACGAGUUGGUUCUAGAUGGAGGGUUUCCGAUCCCAAGAUCUGUUCAGAAUGCCGGAUUUGAGGCGCCUGAGAUUAACUCUUUCGGCCACUCAUUCAGAGACUAUGACGCUGAAAGUGAAAGGCAAAAGACUGUGGAGGAAUUCUACCGGGUGAAUCACAUCAACCAAACAUAUGAUUUUUGUUCUGCGCAGGUGAGGAGAAUGCGAGAAGAGUAUGGGAAAUUGGACAAGGUGGAGAUGAGCAUAUGGGAAUGCUGUGAGCUUCUCAACGACGUCGUUGACGACAGCGAUCCCGACUUAGACGAGCCUCAGAUUGAGCACUUGUUGCAGACGGCAGAAGCCAUUCGUAAGGACUACCCCGACCAAGAUUGGCUGCACUUGACCGGUCUCAUUCACGAUCUUGGAAAAGUUCUUCUUCAUCCAGGCUUUGGGGGGCUUCCACAAUGGGCUGUUGUUGGUGACACUUUCCCUGUUGGAUGUGCUUUUGACGAAUCAAUUGUUCAUCACAAGUAUUUCAAGGAGAAUUCGGAUUCAAGAAAUCCCACUUACAAUACCAAGAAUGGGAUUUACGAGGAGGGGUGUGGACUAAACAACAUUUCCAUGUCAUGGGGGCACGACGAUUACAUGUACUUGGUGGCUAAGCAAAAUGGAACCACUCUCCCUCCGGCUGGAUUGUUCAUCAUCAGAUUCCAUUCUUUUUAUGCUUUGCAUAGGUCUGGAGCAUAUAAACACCUGAUGAAUGAGGAAGAUCAUGAAAGUUUGAAGUGGCUUAAGAUCUUCAACAAAUACGAUCUCUAUAGUAAGAGCAAGGUUCGGAUCGAUGUCGAAAAAGUGAAACCCUACUAUCUUUCUCUCAUAGAAAAGUAUUUUCCGGCCAAGCUCCGAUGGUGAAAUCAAGAUGUUUGGGGUUGAAGAAAUGCUACUUUUUCUCUUGCACUUGUAGAGAAAUAUGUUAAGAGAAUUAAGCUCCGAUUAAUCUUAUGAUUUGUUGUUGGGAAAUUAUGUGUACUAAAUUCAAAAAACAAAUAUUUCUAUCAAUGGAUAUGUAUUUAAUUUCAUUGAAUUUAAGCAGCCCCAUCAACUCUGUGAAUGUUCUUUUA
Molecule: messenger RNA, 1300 nt
Organism: Diospyros lotus (date-plum)
Lineage: Eukaryota; Viridiplantae; Streptophyta; Magnoliopsida; Ericales; Ebenaceae
Product: inositol oxygenase 1-like
Exons: 11
Coding region: 129-1091 (320 amino acids)
Biological process (GO): inositol catabolic process
Cellular component (GO): cytoplasm
Molecular function (GO): inositol oxygenase activity; iron ion binding
Source: RefSeq, a predicted model, not a curated record